Molecule: messenger RNA, 1444 nt
Organism: Dipodomys ordii (Ord's kangaroo rat)
Lineage: Eukaryota; Metazoa; Chordata; Mammalia; Rodentia; Heteromyidae
Gene: Tmem183a
Product: transmembrane protein 183A
Exons: 7
Coding region: 64-951 (295 amino acids)
Biological process (GO): regulation of protein stability
Cellular component (GO): SCF ubiquitin ligase complex
Molecular function (GO): protein binding
Source: RefSeq, a predicted model, not a curated record
GAUGGCUGCGGAACCGGGCGGAGCUGGUUCGUGGCGUCCGGAGCCGGCUCACGGGCCCCAGACAUGGCCCGGGGUCUCAGCCCGCUAGGCCGGCCUCGCCUCAAUACGGUCGCCAUGCCCAAGAGAGGAAAGCGACUCAAAUUCCGGGAUGACCUUGAACCAUUGUCCUUUAAUCACUACUUCCAGAAAGACCUGGACGGGGCUGGAGGAGAGGAGUACCCCAUGGAUAUUUGGCUGUUGUUGGCUUCCUACAUCCGUCCUGAGGACAUUGUAAACUUCUCCCUGAUUUGUAAGAAUGCCUGGACUGUCACUUGUACUGCUGCCUUUUGGACCAGGUUGUACCGAAGGCACUACACGCUGGAUGCCUCUCUGCCUUUGCGCCUGCGACCAGAGUCAAUGGAGAAGCUGCGCUGUCUCCGGGCAUGUGUGAUCCGAUCUCUGUACCAUAUGUAUGAACCAUUUGCUGCUCGAAUCUCCAAGAAUCCAGCCAUUCCAGAAAGUACUCCCAGCACUCUAAAGAAUUCCAAAUGCUUACUUUUCUGGUGCAGAAAGAUUGUUGGGAAUAGACAAGAACCAAUGUGGGAGUUCAACUUCAAAUUUAAAAAACAGCCCCCUAGGUUAAAGAGCAAGUGUGUGGGACGACUGCAGCCCCCCAUUCAGUAUGAAGAUGUUCACACCAACCCAGACCAGGACUGCUGCCUGCUGCAGGUUACCACCCUCAACUUCAUCUUUAUUCCAAUUGUCAUGGGAAUGAUAUUUACUCUGUUCACUAUUAAUGUGAGUACAGACAUGCGACAUCAUCGAGUGAGACUGGUGUUCCAAGAUUCUCCUGUCCGUGGUGGGCGGAAUCUGCGUAAUGAACAGGGUGUGCAAGUCAUUCUGGACCCAGUGCACAGUGUUCGGCUCUUUGACUGGUGGCAUCCACAGUAUCCAUUCUCCCUGCGGGCAUAGUUAUUGCUUACCAUCCCUUGGGGCACCUCUGAGCCUGGUCCAUUAGUAAUGAGAUCCCGUUUGGAAGGGGCAGCUGGGUUGUAUAUCUGAUUAGUGAUGCAUGGGCUCUAUGGGUUCCUUGGGUUCCUAUUACAGGCAGGAGAAGGGUUGAAUCACGAAGAAAGACAACUAUGAUUUAUAAACAUUUUCAUGUAAAAUUUGCAUUUGAAAGGAGAAACCUGGCCUGUUUUUUUUGUGUGUGUUAAAACCCCAUUUGGUGCUAUUGAGUUUGUUCUUUAUUCUUUUAUUCCAGUGAAAAUGAAUGAUCAAGCUCUAGGGAAAAAUUAGCUCUGAAAUCUUCAAGAAAGGAAGAUUUCCUUAGGAUUAGAGGAACCCAGCAUCCUAAAAUUGUUAUAUUGCUUCAGUGUAGCUGCUCCUCACAUUCAAGUGAAUAUUUUCUCCCUUACCUUUCUUCAGUUCAAAUAAAGCAGGUGACAGGGUUUUCAGAAUCUUA